Diatraea saccharalis (sugarcane borer) is the source of this 1384-nucleotide messenger RNA. NCBI's taxonomy places the organism in Eukaryota, Metazoa, Arthropoda, Insecta, Lepidoptera, Crambidae. The record is from the annotation of a GenBank genome assembly.
AAAAGAAAUGAACGAAUUUUAAAUUUUCAUUCGUUGCAACAAGUGUUUUGUUGUUUGUAUAUCUUCUCAAGUUAAUAAAUAUUUGAACGUGUUACAGAAAUAUAGUAAAUAACAAUAAAAUUAUAAUGAGUGUAAACAUUAAAGAACAAUGGCUCUCAUCAGUUACAGACCAAUUGGAGGCAUUUUACACGAGCGUGGACGAAAAAAUCGAAAAGGAGCAGCAACAAUUGAAAGCUAGUAAGAAACAAACUGAAUUAGAGAUGAAAUUGGCCCACGAAUUAAAGUUGAACCAUGAGCUAACAGAACGUUUAGCUGAGCUAUCACGUCGCAGUAGUGAGCUGGACAGAGUAUGUGCUGCUUUUGAAUCUCGCCUCACCAUUGCAGAUAGUGACCGGAACAGACUCGAUAAUGCAAAGGAGAUGUAUCAACUUGCCAAAGAGUUGACGGGCAUUAGACUGGACUUCAGUGCACCACAAAAUGUUUGCAAAGGCUAUGUGAAGAGUGAGCAUCGUAAGCAAUUGCAACCGUUCGAGUUUCCUUCAAAAAAUGCGGAUGCGGCGCUUUGGGCGCUACUACAGUCCAUAUUUUUACCAGUGGGCGACGAAAAUACACCGCAUAAUAUUUAGUAGACCAUCUAUAGCAUUAAUUUUUUCAUUAUCAGGUUGAAUUAUCAAUGACGCAGAGUUGAAGCGAAAGUGAAAUGUAAAGCAUUGUAUUCAUCUCUGUUUCUAUUAUAUAAAUGUACAAAGAAUCGUGUCCAUUUUCCACGCAUUGAUUGACCUGUUAUGUGCUUUUUAAAGGUUGUGUCUAUCAUUAUUGAUAAUUUAGUUUUUACUAAAAUAACAACACAAUACAAUAUCUAAGCAUCUUUUCAUCUGGAGGCCAGGAAGUUUCAUAAUUAUUAAAUAAUAUUUUGAGAUUAUAUCAGCUGUCAUAAUUGUAAAGCUACUUUGAAAAUAAAAGCUUUUUAUAGAUUGACUCAUAAAUUUGGAAAUAAAUUAAUAUGUAAUUGUUUAAAUUAAUAUGUAAAUGUAAUUGUAAGUGGACUUUUUAACCUUAUGAUGAAAGAAUAUUUUUAUGUAGUAGAUGAAAUGAAACGUAGCAAACCGUAAUUGUAGGCUACAAAUUGCAUAUGGGCAACUUUUUGAGAAUAUUAAUCAGCCUCGCAAUUUUUAUCCUGACUUUAUUUUAAGACUUAAUUACAUGAUGUGAAAUAAAUAAAAAAUACAUUUUGAGAUAUAUCACUAUACAUACACACGCGUUAGUAAAUUUUUAGGUCAAAAUUGGACAUAAUUCUGUAAGUGAAAAUGAGCUUCAUAGAAGAAUAUUUCUCUAUGUUAAAGUUGGUUUGUUUUAAUACAAAGCACACUGAUGUGAAACUUAU